Agelaius phoeniceus (red-winged blackbird) is the source of this 1961-nucleotide messenger RNA. NCBI's taxonomy places the organism in Eukaryota, Metazoa, Chordata, Aves, Passeriformes, Icteridae. The record is from RefSeq and is a predicted model, not a curated record.
AUGCUGCGGUGGGGGCUCCGGGUUGUGAGCUGCGGCUUCUCCGUCCCGGGGAGCGCGGCGUGCGCCGGGCCGCGGCAGCGCAGCGUGGGUACUGCCGGGCCCUGCCCUGCCCGCUCCGGGGCCGGGUCAGGCCAGGCGGGGCCAUCGCCGCUCGCCCUGCCGGCCUUCCCAGCCGGGCCGCCCGGUGUCCGGGCAGCGCAGGCCCUGCCUGCCUCCUCCAGGGAGUGGUGUCACGGCCCAGGGGGUAACAGGGGUGCUCGCCCUUCCUGCCUCAGACUUGUUCGUGUGCUGUCGCUUUCUGCCCGAGUUUCGUGCCGUUCAUGCUCGUCCCAUCUGCGGUUGUUUCCCCUGCAGGUUCUUACAAUGGCUGAGGAUUUGAUAGCAGCGGUUGCCAGCCAGACAAAGAGACUCAACAGCAGCAGCGAGGUGGUUCAAAGGCUGGAAGAAAACGGGCAUCCGAACAAAAAGUUGAAGAGUGACGCGGAUGAGGAAGAUGCAGAGGAUCAGAAUAAGAAGUUACCCAAAAGGAAGAUUGUGCUGUUGAUGGCAUAUUCAGGGAAAGGCUACCAUGGCAUGCAAAGAAACGUGGGAUCUUCACAGUUCAAGACCAUAGAAGAUGACCUAGUCUGUGCCCUUGUUCAGUCAGGAUGCAUCCCAGAGAACCACGGGGAGGACAUGAAGAAGAUGUCUUUCCAGCGCUGUGCUCGGACAGAUAAGGGUGUGUCUGCAGCUGGACAGAUUGUGUCACUGAAGGUCAGGCUAAUAGAUGACAUUUUAGAAAAGAUCAAUAAUCAUCUUCCUUCUCACAUCAGAAUUCUGGGCCUGAAGAGAGUCACUGGGGGAUUCAACUCCAAGAACAAAUGUGAUGCCAGAACCUACUCUUACAUGCUGCCCACGUUUGCCUUUGCCCAUAAGGACCAUGAAGUGCAGGAGGAGCUUUAUAGGCUGGACAGAGAGACCCUUGAAAGGGUCAAUCAGCUGCUGGCCUGCUACAAAGGGACACACAACUUCCACAACUUCACAUCACAGAAGGGCCCCAGGGACCCCAGUGCCAAGAGGUACAUCAUGGAGAUGUACUGUGGAGAGCCCUUUGUCAGGGAAAACAUGGAAUUUGCAGUGAUCCAAGUGAAAGGUCAGAGUUUCAUGAUGCACCAGAUCAGGAAGAUGAUUGGGCUGGUGAUAGCAAUUGUGAAGGGUUAUGCUGCUGAGUCCAUCAUGGAGCGCAGCUGGGGAGAGGAGAAGGUCGAUGUCCCCAAAGCCCCAGGACUUGGGCUGGUUUUGGAGAAAGUGCACUUUGAAAAAUACAACAGGCGUUUUGGGAAUGAUGGGCUGCAUGAGCCACUGGAGUGGACAGAGGAGGAGGAGAAGAUUGCUGUUUUCAAGGAGCAGUACAUCUAUCCUACCAUUAUCAACACUGAAAGGGAGGAGAAAUCCAUGGCAAGCUGGCUAAAAACCCUCCCCAUUCAUGACUUCAACUCCUCUGCUGUUGAGGUGCAAACUAACAACAAAAAUCCAAAGAAGAGCAGCGAUGCCGAGGGCAGCGAUGGUUGUGGUGAUGACUCUGACUGAGCCAGCAGCUGGCUGCACCUGAGGCCCUUGCUGCUUGCAGUUCCCUUUGUCUACAGAAAAGUGGCCUUUCCAAAUCCAAGAAUCCAGUGAAACAGGAGUUGGUGUGCUUGCAGAAUGAGAACUGGAUGCCCAGGAGAAACUGGCUGGGGAAGACAAUGCAGCAGAAAAACCAGAAGCUUUUUAUACCACUGACUGAUUCACCUGACUGAUAUACUUGAAAACAGUGUACUGGGAAAGCAACUUUCUAAAAAUAAUCUUGAAAUGCAGGAUAUCUUAAUUGCUAUUUCAAUAAUGUUUUUAUUAUGUUUACCUGGAAAAUAGUAUUUUAAAUAUGUAUAAUCUCUACGUAAAGAUGGGGCAAAUCAUUUUAAUAUACUCUUUUUUACUAUGAA